AUGAAACAAAAUAAAAGUAAAACUAUUAUAGCAAAAGAUGACGAUGAUGAUAAUCAUGAUGAGCCAACAAUAAAAAAUCGUUUUACAAAAUAUAUGGUUACGAAAAAUAUAAAGAAAAAUAAAGAUAAAGAAACUCUAUUUGAUAAUAUUCAUAAACAAAAAUCAUCUAGUCAAAAUCAUAAACGAUCGAUUUCAACAAGAGUACCAUUAAAAAAACGUUUAUCUGUUCAAUUUUAUCCUGUUGAACAUGUUCAAUUUAUAUCAAGUCGAAAAGGAAAAAAGUGA
Messenger RNA from Rotaria sp. Silwood2, 285 nucleotides. The record is from the annotation of a GenBank genome assembly. Lineage: Eukaryota; Metazoa; Rotifera; Eurotatoria; Philodinida; Philodinidae.